Molecule: messenger RNA, 1978 nt
Organism: Syngnathus acus (greater pipefish)
Lineage: Eukaryota; Metazoa; Chordata; Actinopteri; Syngnathiformes; Syngnathidae
Gene: slc6a11a
Product: solute carrier family 6 member 11a
Exons: 14
Coding region: 81-1844 (587 amino acids)
Biological process (GO): sodium ion transmembrane transport
Cellular component (GO): membrane
Source: RefSeq, a predicted model, not a curated record
UAUGAGACAGUUCCCCAUCCAGUCCAACCUCGAACCAAGAGAUUGCUUCUCCCCCACGACCCGAGUACUCAGCAAGCGGCAUGGCAGACUCGCUCGGAAGGAUUUGCUACGUUUCUCCUAAGACAUCCCCACAAAGACUCAAAGAGCGUGGCAAGUGGGCGACCAAAAGCGAGUUCAUCCUGUCAGUGGCUGGUGCAAUUAUCGGACUUGGAAAUGUUUGGAGGUUUCCUUAUUUAUGCUACAAGAACGGCGGUGGAGCAUUCUUCAUUCCAUAUAUCCUCUUCCUUGGGGCUUGCGGUGUCCCUCUUUUUGUUCUGGAGACAGCUCUCGGCCAGUACACUAGCCAAGGGGGAAUCAUGUGCUGGAGGAAGAUCUGCCCCUUAUUUGAAGGCAUUGGAUACGCCAGUCAACUCAUCCUUUUCUAUGGCUGCAUAAGCUACAUGGUCAUUUUAGCCUGGGCGUUUCUCUACCUCUUCUCAUCUUUCUCCAGAGAGAUGCCAUGGGCAACGUGUGAUAACACAUGGAACACAAACUCCUGCGUUGUAUUGACCAACUAUUCUUCCAACUGGACUUCCAACGUGAAUAUAUCAUCAUCUGUUGUAGAGUUUUGGCGACGACGCGUGCUAAACAUCUCCCCCGGCAUUGAAGUUUUGGGAAAGAUCCAAUGGGAGCUUUCUUUGUGCCUUCUUCUUGCUUGGCUCAUCUGCUACUUUUGCGUCUGGAAGGGGGUGCGAUCCACUGGGAAGGCCACCUACUUCACAGCAACCUUCCCUUUCGUCAUGUUAGUGGUUUUGUUCGUCAGAGGAAUGAGCCUUCCAGGUGCCCUGCUUGGCAUCAAGUACUACCUGUACCCCAAUCCGUCACGGCUCGCCGAUCCACAGGUAUGGAUGGAUGCUGGAACUCAGAUUUUCUAUUCCUACGCCAUAUGCUUGGGAUGUCUGACCACACUUGGGAGCUACAACAAGUAUAACAACAAUUGCUACAGGGACUCCUUCUUUCUCUGUUUGCUGAACAGUGGAACCAGCUUCAUUGGUGGAUUUGCUAUUUUCUCAGUUCUGGGCUACAUGUCCCAAAAACAGGGUGUGGACAUCGCUUUGGUAGCAGAUUCAGGCCCAGGACUUGUUUUCAUCGUAUACCCACAAGCAAUCAGCCUCCUGCCAUGGCCUCAAGUCUGGUCUGUGUGUUUUUUCACAAUGAUCAUUCUGCUGGGAAUCGAUGGUCAGUUUGCUGGACUCGAAAGCAUCAUGACCUCUAUAACGGAUAUGUACCCUGACCAGAUCCAAAAAGGAUAUCGCAGAGAGCUCCUUUUAUUGCUAAUCUCUGUUUUUUGCUAUCUCUUUGGCAACUUAUUGGUGUCACAGGCCGGCUCCUACAUUCUGCAGAUUUUUGAUCACUACGUCUGCAGUGGUCCCACCCUUCUUUUGAUGGCCAUCCUCCAGUCAGUGGUUAUCGGAUGGAUUUAUGGUGCUGAACGCUUCAGCGACAACAUUGAGGAUAUGAUCGGAUACAAACCUCUGACAUUGAUUAAGUACUGCUGGCUCUACGUCACACCUAUGAUAUGCAGUGGAACACUUGUGUUCUUGAUGCUGAGAUACACACCUCUCAGGUACAACAACACGUAUGUGUAUCCUCGUUGGGCCUAUUGGAUCGGCUGGUUCCUUGCUUUGUCGUCACUCUCUCUGAUUCCUUCUGCCAUGAUCUGCAAAUUGGCCAAAGGAAAGGGCACUUUUUGGCAGCGUCUGAAGACAAGCACCCAAUGUGCAGACGAUCUCCCAGUGAUGGCGAAGGAUAUGGCGACUCUUCGCAUUGCGCUAAACGUUCACGAUGAUGGCAAAAAACAGUAAUAUUCGAUAAAAUAGCCUCCGUUGAAUGGCAUUCUCGAUACAUAUAUACUGUACGUACAGUAUAUACGUAUAUUAGAUCAGGUUGUUUACUAAAAUUAGGUCAGCUAUUCUAUGCAGUAUAUGGGUACACAAAA